UCAUUUCAAAUUAAAAGUUAUCCGAACGUCUUUCACCCGACAUUGAGUCAGUAGUGCAUCUUCAUAACGGAGAUCUAGCCGGCAUCGUUGCGCGCAGUUUUAAAUUUGAAUUUUCAAAAAUAUAUCUAACAUGUCUCGUUUAGUGCUUUUGGCCGUUUUCGUUGCCGUUGUUGGCUACGCUGCUGCACAAAAUCAGGCUCCACAAACCAAGUCCCGCGCAGCUGAUGAUGAUGAGAAGCUGGUUGAGGAACAGAACCGCAACGCUCACUAUGCCUUCGAUGUAGCCAUCGAUGAUCAAAUCCGCGACAGUGGUUUCCAACGCCAAGAAACCCGUGAUGGAGUCAACGUUAAGGGAUCAUACUCAUACAAUGAUGGAUUCUUCAAGAGGACCAUUGAAUACGAGGCUGACGACCAAGGAUACCGUGUAGUUAACGAACUCGUUGAACCAAUCGGUGACGGGCCAAAAUACAAUCCAAGUGGAAAGGCUGAAGUUAGCGGGUCACAAAUUGGACAUUUCACAAUUACAGAAGAUGAUGUUCCUAAAUAUGAACAACAAAAUCCAAAGAAGUUGUGAAUUAAUUGUAUGACUUGUUAAGUGGUUUAAUAUAGUAGUUGUUUUCUUUUGUA
Molecule: messenger RNA, 627 nt
Organism: Hermetia illucens (black soldier fly)
Lineage: Eukaryota; Metazoa; Arthropoda; Insecta; Diptera; Stratiomyidae
Gene: Cpr51A
Product: cuticle protein
Exons: 2
Coding region: 131-574 (147 amino acids)
Cellular component (GO): chitin-based extracellular matrix
Molecular function (GO): structural constituent of chitin-based larval cuticle
Source: RefSeq, a predicted model, not a curated record